This is a messenger RNA of Paramuricea clavata, 825 nucleotides long. NCBI's taxonomy places the organism in Eukaryota, Metazoa, Cnidaria, Anthozoa, Malacalcyonacea, Plexauridae. The record is from the annotation of a GenBank genome assembly.
AUGGCUACCCGAUGGACUGGCCCAUACCGCAUUGUAGAACAAAUGCCAAAUGGUGACAAUUAUCGAUUGGAACAUGUCGAAACUGCGAAAAUACUCGACCCAACCAAUGUGGACAAAUUGAUCAAAGUUGAACCCUGGUCAGUCAACGAAUCUAACCCCGAACAAACCAAUCCAAACGAAGAAGAGGACACCCCGCCCGAAAUCUCACAAUCCCAUCGCAACCCGCAGUUUGAAAAUGGUUCGUUUAUUGUCUACGAAAAGCUUGGAGACUUUUUUGAUGACGACAUAAGAAUCAUGAUCGAAGAACUGCAUGCUUGGUUAAAAUCACAAAAAGACUAUAAGUCAUCAACCGGAGAAGCGUGCAAAUACCUUUACACAAAAAAUCCCGAGUUCAAAAAGAUUCUUCAAAGCAUUGGUGGAAUUUGUCAGUUGCUGAUUCAUACACCAUCGAUACAGUUUGAAAUGCCUGACGCAACCGGUGGAAAAAACUCUCUGAAACUGUUGGAUGCCAGUCAACCAGUGAAAUACCAUUUAGACCGUCUAGGAGGACGCUAUGGUAUAGGAAGAAUCGUCAGCUACUACGAAGACGAAGACGUGUACGAUAUACAACUUUGGGAUAGAAAAUCGAAGAAGACAAAGUGGAACAAAGCCCUGAGACAAGUUAAAGUAGAAGAUGAACCUGCUACUGAACUUGUACAGUCAAAUAGAGUGUUAUGUUCUAUUGAGUUAGACGAUAAGUAUAAGAUUGGACAGAACGCUCAAAAGCAACUUGAAGAUUUACAAUUACUUUGUGUUUGUUAUAAGAACAAGUGUCUUCCUUGUUAG